Messenger RNA from Fomitopsis serialis, 1149 nucleotides. Its product is annotated as DHS-like NAD/FAD-binding domain-containing protein. Lineage: Eukaryota; Fungi; Basidiomycota; Agaricomycetes; Polyporales; Fomitopsidaceae. The coding region runs from base 1 to 1149 and encodes 382 amino acids. The transcript is spliced from 7 exons. Gene Ontology annotation, molecular function: histone deacetylase activity, NAD-dependent; NAD+ binding. The record is from RefSeq and is a predicted model, not a curated record.
AUGGGUGCUGAGCAGUCAAAGUAUGAAGGUCCACCCGAGGUGCUUGAGGCCAGGGAUCUGGCCUCGGUAGCGAAGUACAUGAAAUCGUCCGCGUGUAAGAACGUGUUCACGAUGCUCGGAGCGGGUAUCAGCACAUCGGCUGGUAUUCCCGACUUCAGGUCGCCAGAGACAGGUCUCUAUGCAAAUCUUGCUCGCCUCAACCUCCCUCAUCCGGAGGCCGUUUUUGAGAUUAACUACUUCCGCGACAAUCCCAGAGCCUUCUAUACGCUCGCUCAUGAUUUGCUUCCCGGACGCUUCCGGCCCACGGCGACGCACUCUUUCGUCCGCCUUCUCAACGACCACAAGUUUCUACAUACAUGCUUCACACAGAACAUCGAUACUCUGGAGCGGCGCGCCGGCGUCCCAGGGAACAAGAUCGUUGAGGCCCAUGGGAGUUUCGCUAGUCAGCACUGUAUCGAGUGCAGCACCGAAUACGACGGCGAGAAGAUGCGACAGGCCCUCAAGACAGGCGAGAUUGCGAGAUGUCCAGAGUGCGACGGCUUAGUGAAGCCGGAUAUUGUCUUCUUCGGAGAAGCACUCCCUCAGCUCUUCCACCAAUCGGUCCCGAACCUCCGCAACGCUGAUCUACUCUUCGUGAUCGGCACCUCGCUCACAGUCCAGCCUUUCGCCUCCCUCGCUUCUCUUGUCCCAGCUCACUGCCCGCGCGUCUUGAUCAAUCUCGACCCAGUGGGUGACUUUGGGAAUCGAUCAGACGACGUCAUCUGUCUAGGCAGAUGUGACGAGGUAGUGCGCGAUCUCUGCAAGGAGCUGGGCUGGGGCGACGAACUAGAGGCGGCGUGGAAAGAGACAGAACACAGCCUGGACGACUUCGGCGAGGAGGGACUACCGGAGAAAGGCCCUGGACCGACUGUGGCGGAAGAAGAGAAGCAACUCGAGGAAGAUGUGGAAGAGAUUACUGAGAGGUUGAACGCAGUGCUUGGCGAGGUCUCAGACAAGGCCUCGCCAGAGACUGAGGGGAAUUCACAGUCUCCGAUCCUGAAUGGGGCUGAAAUUCCAGUACUCGAGGACGAACACCAGACUCAAGCUCUCGAGAACCCGGUGCAUCAGGAGGCGGCAAGGGAUAACAAGGAGACGAAGGAGAAGCUAUGA